AUGGGAUUUAUGCGACGAGCAGAAGAAGUCGAGCUGCUACAGCUACAAGAUUCAGAUAACCCGUACUUGAUUUAUCAGCCACCAUUCGCAUACUCGCUGCCGUCUCAAAUGCUCGUUAUCGGAAUCGUACUCACUCUAUGCACCGUUCUGCUCUCACACCUCUCUUUCACAGCGCAAUACCACUUUCCACUAUCAAAGCUCAACUUUCUUUUACAAACGCUGGCUGUCCUCAGUCUCCUUACAAAGGUUUCCGCUGAAUUGGCCCUGGCCUCUAUCAAGCUUUACGACAUUUCCUCAAUUUGGCCUUAUAUGUUUGAAUACACGGCUAUUGACAUACCUUACAUUGAAUGGGAUGUUUGGAAGACUGGCGCGUGGCUAGCGAUGUUAGCUAUAGUCUCAGCACUUGUCAAUCUCACCCACAUACAAUUCCUCACUCUCCUCUUCCCUUCAGAUCUCGAGCAGCUGCUAAUAUUCACUAUUCUUGGCCCUUUAGCCGUCGUUGGCGCUGCUCUCACCUUCUGCGACCUCAGCAGCUCUGACUCCACUAUCAAGACCGCAGAGUCAAUUAAGAAUGUUUGCAACUCUACACUCACCCUUCUCUUCACUGCCGCUUUGAUUAUCUGGGGUGGCGUUAUCAAUCGUCGCCGUGCUUGGAGGACUGACGGUGGCACUGCUGCCUUUGGUGUUUUUGCUAUAGCCUUGGCUGUUCUUGGUACAGCUGUAAACUUUCUCAUCGUCAAAGAAGAUGAAGUUCCUUGGUUACAGUCGGUUGAAUGGGCUAUCGUUAUGUGGCAGUCCUGGCUCGGUUUCUGGUGGUGGGUUGGCGCCGGUAUGGGCAUUGGUGAGGUCGAAGAUAGACGCGCACGUAAAACCAAGAAGCAGAAACUCAAACGACGUAACAAGAAUCGCACAGUCGAAUCUCAAGUUGAAUCCAUGUUCACUGAUAAUGGUGAGAAUCAAGCCGUCAAACGUAGAUGGCGGAGUAGUCACAAUAACACAAACAAUAUUCAUAACACCCCUCAAACUUCCUCGUCAGACUCACCUGAAACUUCCUCAGAUACCUUCCUCUUCAGAUUCUCGCCCAGCUAUCUCGUUAGUUAUGUGUAUAAUAGUCUCAAACGCGCACACAACGCAGCUGCAAGAAUACAAGCAAAAGAAUACAAAAAGAAGCAAGAACAACAUGAGAGGAGAUGGGGUCCAGGUGAAUUCGCCAUGUCCUCAAUAAACCCUAUUCCUCAACAUUCUCAACUCUCAACGACGGAUGAGGACACUGAGGCUCUCAAGUCGGAAAGAGGUGAAAGGAGCUGGUUUAAGUGGUCGGAGAGGUUUCGACGGCGAAGAGCUGAUGAGUGGUGA
This is a messenger RNA of Wallemia ichthyophaga EXF-994, 1356 nucleotides long. RefSeq lists its product as uncharacterized. Bases 1 to 1356 code for a protein of 451 amino acids. NCBI's taxonomy places the organism in Eukaryota, Fungi, Basidiomycota, Wallemiomycetes, Wallemiales, Wallemiaceae. The transcript has 3 exons. The record is from RefSeq and is a predicted model, not a curated record.